AUGCUACAGGCCGCUGCACAGCGCCUGACGCGCUCCUCGCCUUCCCAACCCGCAUCUUCUCCCCCGCUCGAGCCGACGACUGAGCGCCAGCAACGCCGGCUCUCGCGCAUCUCGCCGUCCGAGUUCGACUCCGUCCUCACGUCCGGCGAGACCGUCAAGCUCAACACCGGCACGGGCGGGCUCGCAAGCGACUCUCCAGAGGUGCUGGCGCCGCCCGAACCCUCUCCCAGCCCUGAAACGCCUCGAACAAAAGUCUCGAGUCGGCGCGGGAGCUCGAAGGGGAUCGGAGCGUUCGCAGUGAACGGCUUGCCUGGGCGGGGGCAGAUCUUGAGCGCGGGAAGUUCGCCGGAGUCGGUCAGGAGCGUGAGGAGGAGGAGAGACGAUGAUGCCGUCGAGGUGCUGGACUCGUACCAGUGGCCUGAAGCGGGAACAAGCACGCAGAAGCAGACGGUCAGCAGCGGGCGGAAUGGCGCAGGCGGCGACCCCUUCCGGCAACCUCCUCGAACCGUCUCGCCAGAACGGGUCCAGCAGCCUCUCUCAUCCGUUCCCACUGCCGCCAACCCAGCUCGUUCCGAGUCUUAUCAUAGCGUCAACACCAUCGGCUCGAACGGCGCGAACGGAGGGAGAGGCCGUCUCUCGAUAUCGACGAUCUCGACGGGGUCCUACGUCCAUGUCCCCUUUCCGCCUGUCGAGAACAAACCGCAGACGGCGACUCAGCCACAGUCGAACAGUUCGACUGCGGGCUUCGACUUCAGCCCACUGCGUAAGCGGGUGUCGUCGAGCGAAAGCAUGGAAGGCAAGAUGUCGAUUGCCGGCACGAUGAGGCGGACGAGUCGGUUCUUCCGGAAACUGGGUGGAGUAGCCACUGGUGCCUCGAAGAGCACACCGAGCUCACCCCUCCCGCAAGGCGACUUCUUCCCGCAUUCCACCGAGUCGCCGCCACUUCCGCCUCUGCCUUCGCCUCUCACCCGCUCCCCCGCUUCACGCCAAAAUUCCUCGCCUCGUCAGAACGUCGUCGCACGAGAUCCGCGCGUCAACCGCAGAGACAUCCCUCAGCUUCCUUCGACAAGUCAUCUGCCUGGCUCGCCUACCGACUCGUCCUCGACUGCGAUGCUCCGGGACGACUCGAAUAACUCGCUGCUAUCCGCGCAAAGCCGCAGCUCGGCCGGCAGCGGCUCGCGACGGCGGAGAAGUCUCAGCCUCAACUCGGUCAGGAUUGAUGGGAGCGGAGCGGAGGGCGGAUUAGCAGUUCCGCAGCAGCCCGAACGAGCGCGUCGACCCAGCAGCCGCACAGAGGAUGAUCGCCUUCGACGCGAGCUACGAAGAUGGCGACUUGGCGUCGACGGUGUACUCGGUGCUGCGGGUACUAGCACGACGCCAAGUCCCAGCUCCUUUGGUGGCAGCCCUUCGCUGGCGAGCCAGUCCAGCCCGCAGCUCGAGCGUACGGCGUCGAACCUCAGCGCAGAUCCUCGUCCGCCUUCACCAUCGCUCUCGCUCGGCGCCGAGCAGCGGAGAGCGUCCGUACCAGGCGACACGAAUAAGCCCUUACCGUCACUCGCGGCGUACCGGUCAGCCAGCCUGCCAACCUCGAGCCUGGCGCCGCAGCCGCCAACGACCGUUGCUGAGCGACCAUCUUCGUCAGAGGGCGACACCCCAAAAAUCCGCCUCUUCUCUCCGUCCCGCUCUGGGUCCAUCUCGUCCGCUGUCACCGUCAAUCCGGCCUCUCUCGCGCGAGGUUCGCUUACUCGCGGGUCGGUCUCCUCGAUCACGUCGACUGAAGAUGGAACUGGCAUCGGACUUGGCCUCGCAGCCAUCACCGAGACCUUGCACUCUCGCGACAGUACUCUCGUCUCGCCUGCUGCCCAGCCCGCUACUACACCCACCCGCGACACCUUCCCGACUGUCAACGACUCUCCCGCACGACUCUCGCCCUCGUCUGCCCCUGCGACGGUCAGCAACCGAAGCAAAGGCGACCGCGGGUCGAUUGUCGCGCUGGGCUCCUCGCUGCCGGCGAGUCUCGCCGCUUCUUCCGUCAGUCUCUCUUCGUCGAUGGGUCCUGGCGGCUCUCGCUCGAAGAAUCGAGCAGCGAAGGCGGCAGAGGCGGCGGCGGAAGAAGCCAUGACGGACGAAGAAGUCGAGGAAAAGGCGCGAGUGCUCGCAACACGGGCCUGGGACGAGGACGAGACGUUUCUCGAGAAGCGGAAGAUCGCCGAAUGGCUUGGUACGGCGGGUCGCCUGCGGUCUGCAAUGCUUCGCCUCUAUAUCGACCAUUUCGACUUCGCUGGCUUGCGCCUUGACCUUGCGUUCAGGAAGCUUUGCGGCAAGCUGUACCUCAAAGCCGAGACGCAGCAGGUCGAUCGUAUUCUCGAGCAGUUCAGUCGGCGCUAUUUCGAGGACAACCCUUCUUCGCCCUACGGAAGCCCAGACGUCGUCCAUGCCGUCUCGUACUCGCUCCUCCUCCUCAACACCGAUCUCCACGUCGUCGACUCGACGACCCGCAUGUCUCGCCAGCAAUUCAUUCGCAACACCCUCGAGGCAAUCAACGCCCAGACUGGCUGGCCGAAUCCAAAUGUCGCGCUCGCGACGCCGCCCGUUCUUGUCGACACGCCUCCCGCUCUUCCGGACGCUAGUGCGUUCGAUGGGUCGAGCGCCCGUCCUUCCACCGCAGAGACUGUGACUGGAGGCGCCGACUCGCUUGCUGCGAAGGAUUCGCCUGCGCCUGCGUCGAUCCCCCUUCCUGCUUCACCCGCUUCCUCGCGACCGGCUACCGCCAACAGCCUGGACCGCUCGACGAAGACGGUGAUCAACGUCCCACAUCGCAGCGAGAGUGCGGCUACCGUCAACUCGACGCAGUCGAACAGGACGCCGUACGCGAGUAUGCAAACGGUUCUCAAGGACAUGUACAACGCGAUCAGAGCGCAGCCGAUCUACCAGACCUCUGUCGACAGCGCCUCGCACCUCAAUCUCCCAGAGCAUGGUGGACGGCCAUCCUUCUCGCUCGCGCCGUCAAACUCGCCAUAUGCGACAUGGAGUGGCGGUGUCAACAGGUCCGCGAGUCGGCGCAGCUCGCAAUCGACUAUCAGCGGCGUUUCAUCCAUGGCGUACAAGCGGUCGAGUAUUCGCGGCAUCGGCAGCUUCCUCGGCGCUUCGUCUCUCGAGCUGGUCAGGUCCUCAAGCCCGACGAGCAGCGCUACGUCCCUCAGCGAUGAGCGCUGGAAUACCGCCUACGGCCUGCCUUCGCAACAUCACGCCGUCCCGACAAUCGGCUUCGCCAACAGUCUCUCGAACACGAUCAUCCGCGAACAGCGCGAAGACGACAACGCCUCGGAGGCGAGCACGAUCGAGGUGACCGACGAGGAGCUCGCUCUUCUCGGCGCACCCUGGGCGAAGGAGGGUCUCCUUCAGCGCAAGCAUUACUGGGAAAUGACGGGCAAGCGCGCGAAGGACAAGAGCUGGUCUCAGGUCUUUGUCGUCAUCUCGGCGGGGGAGGUCAAGAUGUUCAGGUUCGACGGGAGCGGGGGCAGCAUGCGCGGCGGAGCUGGUGUCGGCGGCGGCGACUGGACUGCAAGCGCGUCCAACGCCGGCUCGAUCAGCCUCAUCCACGCGCUCUGCUCUUCGAUGCCGCCUCCCGGCUACAGCCGCGACCGCCCGCCCUGCUUCGUCCUCACGAUGCCGAACGGCGGGUCCUACUUCUUCCAAGCUGGCACGCCCGACCUCGUCGCCGAGUGGGUGUCGACCUGCAACUACUGGGCGGCGCGUCUUUCGAAAGAACCGUUGCCCGGCGGUGUCUCGAACAUGGAGUAUGGCUGGAACCGCGUCGACCGCUCGAACGACGACGAGGACCGCGAGGAGAUCGCCAGCAUCCGCAGCGGUCACAGCCGAAUCAGCUACGCCGGCUCUGCGUUUCACUCGGCGACGUCGACCACCAACGGGAACGACCGCAUCCACAUCAACGAGUGGAAGGCGCCCGAAGUCCCUCUCGUCCCGAGUAAUCUGCCAGAAGAAGCGCAGCUAGAGGCUCUCAAGCGUCACGCGACGCUGCUUCGGAAGGAACUGCUCGAGCACAACACCAUCCGGACGUCGAUGCUUCGUCUCUACUCGCCUCGCAGCUCGAACGCCAGCAAGGCGCAGGCGAACUGGGAACGCAAGUCGAAGCACCUGCUCGCCGAGAACGUCAAGUACAACACGUACAUCGACGCCCUCUCGAGCGCUAUCAAGUUGCGCGCCCUGCAGCGAGGCAAGAAGGAGGUCGAGGCGAUGCUCGAGAGCGCGGACGCCGACGCGGACGACGAAGACGAGCUGAUUGCGUCUCUCUCGCCGUCGGACGGUCCAACCUCUCCAGCUGUCACCGCCACGUCGACGCCGCCCUCUCCCGAGAUAACCUUUUCUCCCGCUGUCAGCGAACCCGUACCGGAGCCUGCCAGCCGCCGCCAGUCGCGCUACGAUUCCGCCUCCCAAACGUCGGUUGCGACGAGUCGCACCGAGUUCUUCGAUUCCCAUGGCGAUAGUCCUCCGCCGAGCACACCCUAG
Molecule: messenger RNA, 4530 nt
Organism: Rhodotorula toruloides NP11
Lineage: Eukaryota; Fungi; Basidiomycota; Microbotryomycetes; Sporidiobolales; Sporidiobolaceae
Product: SEC7-like domain containing protein
Exons: 10
Coding region: 1-4530 (1509 amino acids)
Biological process (GO): regulation of ARF protein signal transduction
Molecular function (GO): guanyl-nucleotide exchange factor activity
Source: RefSeq, a predicted model, not a curated record